Schistosoma intercalatum is the source of this 6633-nucleotide messenger RNA. NCBI's taxonomy places the organism in Eukaryota, Metazoa, Platyhelminthes, Trematoda, Strigeidida, Schistosomatidae. The record is from the annotation of a GenBank genome assembly.
AUGGAAAGUGCAGAAGAUUCCAGAUUGCCAUUAGAGAUCAAAACCAAACUAGCAGAGCUCGAAGUUGAACUUUCUGAAGGUGAUAUAACGGAAAAAGGAUACCAGAAAAAGAAACAGAAGCUUCUAGCUCCGUUUAUCAACGCUCCGAUCAACUCAACUAAUUCAUCUAAUAACUCACAUAUUCCUUAUGGUGGAGUUUUACUUCCUGGACUUAAUGAAACUCAUCAUUUAGGCCCACGUGGCCAGGCUGUUGGUUGUGGUGAUAAUGUUACAGAGUCUUUCAGAAAUGAGCCCCAAAAUAAUUCUCCUAUUAAUGCUCAAAAUCGCAGAUACAUUCGUGAAAAUCAUCGAUAUCGAUCGGAUAUCCGAGAGGAGGCAGUGAAGGAGGCUCUAGUACAAGCUCGGCAGGAACGUCAUGAUGCCUUGGCACCUAGUAAACGUCGUGAUCCCAGUCGUUUGUCCUGUAUACAUCAAACUCCUGAACGUGAUGCAACAUAUUCUGAUGAUUCGGAUGAAGAUUUGUCGUCAACAUCUGCACACAUUACGCGUUUAGGGAACAAUUUUAGUCAGUCAUCGGGAUUAUGUGAAAUUCCAAGUUCAAGUGUACCGACCAAUGGUGUUUCCGACAGAAAUCAACUCAGAACAUCAACUACUGCUAUUACUGGUCAGAUACGCAAACAACAAUCUCCUGCUAAUCGAUAUGAUGAAGUGCCUUCUUUGGAUGAAAUUCGAUCCUGUCAACCACCGAUUCGAUCUUCAAAUAGAAUAAAUCAAUCAGAUGUAAAUAGUCCAUGGACUUAUACAAACCAGCCUUCUAAUCAACAAAAUGGUAAUUUAGAUGGAGCAUUGAAUACCGCUGAUUCGUUUGAACAGUUAGCUGCUCUUGCUGAAGCUCAGUUAAAUUCUAAUAAUUUAGGGAUGUACGAUUAUUCUGAUCAAUCAGUUAAUACUGUUUUUCACCAAUCUCAAGUGAUUUCUACUGCUUAUCAACCCCAGUCUGGAAUCAAUUCAUGUCCAAUAUCCAUGACUCAGAAUGGUCAGCGAUCUCAUAUAUUUGGAAGUGUUAGUGUGCUCCCUAGUUUUGCUAGUGGUGUCAUAUCAAAUGGUAAUUCAGGACAUACAAACCAUGAAUUCGUUCCUUCAUCAUCAGCGUAUGACUUACAAGGUCAACAAGAACAGUAUUCUCAGUCAAACCAGCCAGUUUCACUAGCAUCUUCGUCAUCUGCUGAUCUUGAUAAUAGUAAUAGUAGGAAGUUCUCAUCACCAGUAACAGGAGAGUCAGUUGGACAAGAUCCUUCCUCUGAUACCAGUCAAACGACAGGCUUUGUAUGUCAUAAUCGUGUAUCAGAAAAAAUUCAAAAAUUAGUCAACACUUUGAAACGUCCCAAACGAUAUCCAUUACCCGAAUAUUUUCUUGAUGAUGAAGAUCAAGUACUUGUAAGACCUGUUGUUGAUCCUACGGCACCACGUCCCAGAGGUCUUCCGUCUGAGCCACUUAUAGGAGAAGAGCUAGUUAUACCUUCUGGUUUACCAAGAAAUCUAGAAUCUGCGCUUCAGCGUUACGCUAGCUUGAGUUGUAAAACACCUGCCUUAACUUGUUUAGACGUAUCUGGCAGACCAACUCAGGUGCUAACUUACGCAAAAUUGCUGCAACGUGCCAUCCGAAUAGCUUACACACUUUUGAAUAAAUUGGGUCAUCGUGGAGAACAGAGCUUAAAACCCGGAGACCGUGUCGCAUUGGUGUACGCUAAUAAUGAACCAAUCAGUUUUCUGUGUGCAUUUUAUGGUUGUAUUUUGGCUAGCGUGAUUCCAAUAGCAAUCGAAGUUCCAUCUCCUCGUCGAGAUGCGUCGUGUCAAAGUAUGGGAUUUUUAUUGGGUAGUCAGGAUGCACGUAUAGUUUUGGCUAGUGAGCAAUGUUAUAAAGCUUUACAACGUGGUCCUAACGGUGAGAUAUUAUCAUUUUCUGGUUGGCCACGUGUUACAUGGAUUAAUACAGACCAUCAUGCUAGUGGAACCAAACCACCGAAAGAUUGGACUCCUCCUGAUCGAUUAACCAAUGAUGCAACCAUGUACUUAGAAUAUACGUUUAGUAAAGAUGGCAGUGUACAUGGUGUAAUGAUAAGUCGACGUGCAGCCCUUUCUCACUGUCGAGCAUUAACUGUAGCUUGUAAUUAUUCUGAAGAGGAUGUUGUUGUCUGUGUUGUAGAUUGUCGUCGACAAAUCGGAUUAUGGCAUGCUGUUUUGACGAGCGUCUUCAAUGGGUUACAUGUAAUUUUUGUGCCUUAUUCAGUAAUGCAGAUUGAUCCUGGCUCUUGGUUACGUAUGGUUACCAAGUACCGAGCGACCGUUGCUAUUGUAAAAAGUCGUGAUAUGCAUUGGGCAUUAUUAGCUGAACGGGAUCAUCCCAAUGUAAAUUUAUCUUCAUUACGUAUGCUUCUAGUUGCAGAUGGAUCAAAUCCUUGGUCUUUAAACUCUUGUGAUUCUUUCACACAAAAAUUUCGAUCUCGAGGAUUUUGUCCUGAAGCUAUCUGUCCAUGCGCUGGAAGUUCAGAAACACUAACACUUUGUUUACGUCGUCCACCUCAUCAAAUGAAUUCAGUAAAUGGAAAAAUAUGCACAAAUCCUCGUUCUGAUUCAAUUGUAGUCUCUCCUCCUAGUUCAGUAAGAGGAGUUAUUUCGAUCCAUAGUCUUACUUAUGGUGUUGUGCGUGUUGAUACUGAAGAUUCCCUUACUUCACUUACUUUACAGGAUUGUGGACAGGUUCUGCCAGGAGCUUCAGCAGUUGUCAUACGUUUGGGUCCCAAACCGAUACUUUGUCAAACUGAUGAAGUUGGUGAAAUAUGCUUAUCUUCUGAUUGUACUGGUUCUGGAUAUUGGGGUCUUCGUGGCCAAACUGAUGCACAUUUUCAUGUGGAACCGAUACAUGAAGAUGGUUCUCCUGUAUGUUCUUCUGCUGGUGUUAAGAAGUAUACACGAUCUGGAUUAAUGGGGUUUCCUGGUCCAGCAUCAUCUGGUGGUUUAAUCUUUAUAUCUGGUUGCAUUGAUGGUUUAAUGACUAUUGCGAGUAGACGUCACAAUGCUGAUGAUAUUAUAGCAACGGUUCUCGCUGUUCAACCGACAAAAAUUAUCUAUAGAGGGAGGAUUGCUGUUUUCUCAGUAGAUUUAUUGAAAGAUGAACGUCUUGUUAUUGUAGCUGAACUAAGACAAGGUUAUUCAGAUGAAGCUGCUUUCACAUGGAUGUCUCUUGUACUGCAAGCUGUUGAUAGUAUUCAUCAAGUUAGUGUUUAUUGCUUAGCUUUGGUCCAUCAAAAUACAUUGCCGAAAACACCUUUUGGUGGGAUAAAUUGUCAUUCUGUGAAAAGACUUUUUUCUGAAGGUCAUUUGCAUCCUACAGCAUUGUUGCUUUGUCCGCAUUCUGCUAUACAAAAUCUACCCCAACCUCGACAACUCAGACCUAGUUUGGUUGGACCAUCUGCUAUGAUGGUCGGUCAAGUUGUUCAAGGAGUUAGGCUUGCAGAGGCACGUGGAAGACCUUUAGGAUCAUCUCCAUCUUCUAAUAUAACUUCUGGUUCACCUGAUAAUGAAUUUCAACUGUUAACUGAGAUACUUAUUCACAGAGCGAAUCACACUCCAGACGACAGAUUAUUUACUGUUUAUAAUACUAAAGGACAAGAAGUUUCGACGCUUACUUGUAGUCAACUUUUACGCCGUUCAGAAAGAUUAGCAGUUCAGUUAAAAGAAAAAGGUAAAGCUCAAGUGGGAACAAUUGUUGCGUUACUAUAUCCUCCAGGCACUGAGCUUGUUUGUGCAUUUUACGCUUGUCUUUUAAUUGGUGCCAUUCCUGUACCGGUACGCCCGCCUCGAAUAGAUUCUUCCGCUCCUGGUGGUGGUAGCUCUGUUAGUGCUACAAUUAGUUCUGGUCCCAUUGGGCUGCUAUCUGGACCACCUGGUUCAGGAUCAUCAUCCGGUAUAAGUUUAUUAGGUUUAGGAGGUGGUGGUGGUCAUAAUGGGAAUUCACCGGUUAGUGGUAGUGCUGGUCAAUUGUCUUCUGGUACUGGAAGCUUUCCCAAUGUAUACUUUCGGCCGAACACUCCUAGUUUAGACGCUUCAUUGGAUUUAAUUUGGAAUGUUGUAAAGCACUCAGGAGCAACAGUUAUUUUCACGCAAAAUAAUUUGAUUAAACUGUUGAAAUCUAAGGAGGCUACUAAUCGUAUUCCGUUUAAUCAUUGGCCAAUAAUACUUGACUCUGAAGAAUACAAUAGACGGAAAUCGAAUUUCACAAUACAAGCACCUUGUUUAGAUCAACCAAUAGCUUAUUUGGAUUUUGCUGCAUCAACAACAGGUACACUGACUGGAAUUCGUGUAACGCAUCAAGUCGUUUAUGCGUUAUGUCGAGCUCAAAAAAUUCAAUGUGAAUUUUAUCCAACUCGUGAAGUUGUAUUGAGUCUUGAUCCAUAUUCUGGUCUUGGAUUCACUUUAUGGACAUUAACAUCUGUUUACUGUGGACAUCAUUCAGUAUUGAUACCUCCAAGUGUUACAGAAAUAGUACCUGAUUUAUGGCUUACUAUAUGUAGUCAAAGAAAAGUUCGUGAUGCAUUUUGUUCACAUUACACUAUGGAAUUAGCUACACGUUACUUGACUAAACAAAUGUCUAUUUUAAAGCAACGUGAAAUAAGUUUAUCAAGUAUCCGAAGUCUAGUUGUUGUAGCUGAAGAACGUCCUCGGAUUCAUUUGACUUCCAUGUUCACUAAGUUGUUUUCUAGUCUGGGUUUAACAGGACGUGCUGUAAGCACUUCAUUCGGUUGUCGAGUUAAUUUAGCAAUUUCUUUACAGGGUGCUAGUUCACCGGAAAGCACAACUGUUUAUGUAGAUCGUGUCAGCUUACGAAAUGAUCGUGUUAAAUUACUAGAAAAAGGAUCACCACAUAGUAUGUGUCUUAUGGAAUCUGGAAAAUUAUUACCUGGUGUACAUGUAGUAAUAGCCAAUCCUGAUACACUAGGUCAGUGUGCUGAUUCACAAUUAGGCGAAAUAUGGGUAUCAUCUCCCCACAAUUCUACUGAACUAUUAGGUCCAUUCGACAGUGCUAGUUUAAAUCGUCCUACUGGUGUCGCUUCACAACCUGUACCAGGAAUAAAUGCUGGUGAUUCUUUACAUGCUCGUUUAGUUACUGGUGAUACUGAAAGAGUUUAUGCACGUACUGGAUUUUUAGGUUUUGUUCGACGGACCGAAUUAACUCAAUCUGAUGGAGAACUACAUGAUGCCAUAUUUGUCGUAGGCAGUUUAGAGGAAACCAUUUUACUACGUGGAAUGCGCUUUCAUCCAAUCGAUAUUGAGAAUACUGUGAUGCGUUCACACAAGAAAAUAUGUGAAUGUGCUGUAUUUAGUUGGUCGAAUUUAUUGGUUGUAGUCGCUGAACUAGCUGGUGAAGAGAACGAAGCAAUGGAUCUUGUUCAUCCAAUCACAGCACAUGUAUUAACUGAACAUCAAAUGAUUGUUGGUGUUGUUGUAAUAGUAGAUCCUAGAACAGUACCAAUUAAUCCAUCUGGUGAAAAACAACGAAUUCUAUUAAGAGAUAGUUUUGUUAAUGACAAACUGGAUCCAAUCUAUGUUUCGUACAAUAUAUAUGGUGUAAUCGACCAGCAUAUAAAUCACACUACUAAUGACAAUGAUAAUGAUCAUCAUGAUGAUGAUGAUUUAUUAUGGUUACAAUGGAAAAGUUUACAUCAUAAAAAUUAUUCUACUCAUAAAGAAUAUAAUGAACAUCGUGAAAAUUGGUUGUAUAAUUUACAUUCUAUGAAACAGCAUAAUCUAAUGUAUGAUAAAGGUUUAGUAUUAUAUACAAUAGGAUUAAAUCAAUUCUCUGAUUUAAAUUGGAGUCAUAUAAGUACAAUAUAUUUAACAAAUUUAAGUCAAUAUUUAAAUAAACAUAAACAAAAAAGUCAAAUGUUAUUGAAACAAUCUUUAAAUGAAACAAUAUUAAAGGAAAUACCAGAUUCAUGGGAUUGGAGAAAAGUAGGUGCUGUAAGUAAAGUUAAAAUACAGGGUAAAUGUGGUGCUUGUUGGGCGUUUUCAGCUGCUGGAGCAUUAGAGGGACAGUUAAAAAAUAGGACUGGUACUUUUGUUGAAUUAUCACCACAACAAUUAAUUGACUGUAGUCAUUCAUUUGGUAACCACGGCUGUUUAGGCGGUGAUAUGAAUAAUGCAUUUCGAUAUGUUGAAAAAGAUGGAAUACAAUCAGAAGAAAGUUAUCCUUAUUUGACAAAAGAAGGUAAAUGUCAACAUAUUAAAUCAUCAUCAUUAACCUACUCUAAAUCAAUUAUAGAGAUUAAACUCAAAGAUGAAGGACAGUUGAAAUAUGUUCUAUAUGAACAUGGACCAGUUUCAGCUGGCAUAAACGUAGAGCAACAAUUUAUGAGAUACAAGAACGGCAUAUAUCAAUCCCAGUCUUGUUCGUCUACAGAAGUUAAUCAUGCAGUUCUGAUUGUUGGAUAUGGAGAAGAAAACGGUGUACAAUACUGGAUUAUUAAAAAUAGUUGGGGGACAUCAUGGGGAGAAGAUGGUUAUGUAAGAAUACGUCGUAAUUAUAAUAACAUGUGUGGCGUAGCAACUAUGGCAAGUGUACCGAAGCUAUAG